CAAUACCGACAAGUAAUUGAAACAUCAAGCAAACAAUUACAUGCAAUGUUUAUUCGAACUUAUGGACCAUUUUAUCAGUCACAUACACAGAUUUUCAACAAUUUGUUUGCUGAUCUGCAAGAAUUUUAUUCGGACACCAAAUUUAUGUCUCUGAAACCUAUUUUAGAUCGAUUCUUUUUCGAUCUUUUUCGCACUCUCUUACUUAUUUUGAAUCCAACGGAUGAAAUAAAAGAAAACAAUUUCGAUUGCUUGAGAAGUUCAUUUGCAUUGCAACCAUUCGGAGAUAUUCCACUAAAAAUGGUCCGUCAACUUGAACGAAGUUUGGGAGCUGCUAGAACUUUAACUGAUGCUCUGAAGUCAUCAACAGAUAUUCUACAAAAUAUCUUACAGGUUAAUUAA
Messenger RNA from Thelazia callipaeda (thelaziosis nematode), 399 nucleotides. The record is from the annotation of a GenBank genome assembly. NCBI's taxonomy places the organism in Eukaryota, Metazoa, Nematoda, Chromadorea, Rhabditida, Thelaziidae.